Molecule: messenger RNA, 1580 nt
Organism: Macadamia integrifolia
Lineage: Eukaryota; Viridiplantae; Streptophyta; Magnoliopsida; Proteales; Proteaceae
Product: probable pectinesterase 68
Exons: 5
Coding region: 314-1342 (342 amino acids)
Biological process (GO): cell wall modification
Molecular function (GO): pectinesterase activity
Source: RefSeq, a predicted model, not a curated record
UCUCCUUGAGAAACUUGACCGUUGAGGUUCGAAUCUAAUCAACUAGUAGAACUGUAGAAGAAGAAGAAGAAGAGUUACCCGACCGUUGGACCGAAAUUUCAUACAUUGGGAAUAUAAAUAAAACAACUCAAACCCUUAACCCAUACGUUCACUUAUUCGAUCCUCAAGAGUUUCUUAGACGUAGCCAAGAGAGAGGCUUCGAUCAUUCUCUUGUUCAGCGACAUAUACGGCGAAGACAUUCUUAGCUGCUUCCAUUCUUAAUUAAUCUCUUAUUAUCUCCUUCUUCUUCUCUGUGAAUUUAUUGAUUCUAAUAAUGGCUGGUUGCACCAACUUCUUAUUCUUUACUUUGUUCUUACUAUUAUUGCAUGUUCCAAUAUUGCAGGUUACGGGCCAUCAUCACUGGAUUGGACCAGUGGGGCACCGUUUGAUCAUAGUGGACGCACGUGGUACCGGAGAUUUCCUCUCCGUUCAAGCUGCCGUUGAUUCUGUCCCUGAGAACAACAGAGAGAAUGUCCUAAUUCAGAUUAGAGCUGGGUACUACAUAGAGAAGGUAGUGGUGCCGGCGAAGAAACCAUACAUAACAUUUGAAGGGGAGGGGAAGGAAGUGACAGUGAUUGAAUGGCACGAUAGGGCAGGAGACCGUGGAGCUAAUGGUCAACAGUUGCGGACUUAUAAUUCUGCUUCAAUUUCUGUCUUCGCCAACCACUUCUCUGCUAGAAACAUUAGCUUCAAGAACACAGCACCGGCACCGUUGCCGGGGAUGGAAGGAUGGCAAGCGGUGGCAUUCCGUAUCUCCGGAGACAAGGCUUACUUCUCUGGUUGUGGAUUCUACGGUGCACAAGACACACUUUGCGACGACGCUGGGCGCCAUUACUUUAAGGAGUGCUACAUCGAAGGCUCUAUCGACUUCAUCUUCGGCAAUGGUCGAUCCAUGUACAAAGAUUGUGAGAUACAUUCAAUAGCGACGAGAUUCGGAUCCAUAGCGGCUCAAGAUAGGAAUUCGCCAGAAGAAAAAACCGGGUUCGCUUUCGUGGGUUGCAGGGUGACGGGAACUGGCCCUCUCUACGUGGGCCGUGCAAUGGGCCAGUACUCCAGGAUCGUCUUCUCCUACACUUACUUUGACAACAUCGUUGCCCAUGGUGGCUGGGAUGAGUGGAAUGACAACACCACUAGCAGCAAGACCAAGACAGUGUUCUUCGGAGUGUACAAGUGCUGGGGUCCUGGAGUUGAAGCAGUGCGUGGGGUAUCUUGGGCUAAAGAGCUUGAUUACAAGUUGGCACAUCCAUUCCUUGCCAAGAGCUUUGUCAAUGGAAGGCACUGGAUUGCACCCACUGAUGCUUAGCCACACUCAUCUUUCUUCUGUUCUUCCCCUCCCUCCCCACCCCCACCCCCACCCCCACCCCCACCCCCAAAAAGAAAAAAAAUUCUUUCUUUCAAUAUAAAUAAAACUGCAUUCAUCUGUAAAGCAUUUCUCAUUUGUAAACUGCAUCAAAUUCUUCUUCCCUGUACUCACUUGUCAAUUUUUGUUUUCCAUCUGUAAUUGUGUAUUCAUUAUUAAAGUAAUUUUUAUUUUUGGUUUA